CGCAGGCCCGCGGCCACGUCGCGGCCCCGAUAAACAAUGGCCGGCACCGAAUCCUGUUGACUUCCACCGCCACCCCCUAGCCCGUCGCCGUCCUGCCCUUUAUAAGCCUUUCAAUCGCCCCCACACACCUUCGUCUUCCUGUACCUCCAUCGCCUAAGUUUUCACACUCGUCUAGUAUUAGCUAGCUCUCCAUCUUCUCGUGUAGACACAGGACUGCAACAACCCGUAAGGCCGUAACCUCCCAGAGCUGCGAGACAAACCCAACCUUUUCAUUUCUUGCUCGAUCGCCGUCCAAUCCGUCUCUACAGUUCUGUACCAUCUCGGUCGAUGGGGCGCGCGCCGUGCUGCGAGAGGACUGGGCUGAAGAAGGGGCCGUGGACGCAGGAGGAGGACGAGAAGCUCGUCGCCUACAUCAAGAAGCACGGCCAGGGGAACUGGCGCACCAUGCCCAAGAAUGCCGGCCUGGAGCGUUGCGGGAAGAGCUGCCGGCUGCGUUGGACAAACUACCUCCGGCCGGACAUCAAGCGCGGCCGCUUCUCCUUCGAGGAGGAGGAGACCAUCAUCCAGCUCCACAGCAUCCUCGGCAACAAGUGGUCAGCCAUUGCGGCGCGGCUGCCGGGACGCACGGACAACGAGAUCAAGAACUACUGGAACACGCACAUCCGCAAGCGCCUCCUCCGCAUGGGCCUCGACCCCGUCACCCAUGCGCCGCGCCUCGACCUCCUCGACCUCUCCGCGCUGCUCAAGCCCGCGGCCGCCUACUACCCCACGCAGGGCGACCUCGACACGCUCCGCGCGCUCGAGCCGCUCGCCGGCUACCCGGACCUCCUCCGCCUCGCCUCCACCCUCCUCGCCGCGCCGACGCCCGCCUCCACCACGGCCGAGCAGCAGAUGCUCCUGCCCUGGCUCAUCCAAGCGCAGAUGGCGCAGCAGGCCUCGAAUCAGCAGGCGCCGCCGCAGCAUGCCACGGGUGCAGACCAGUUCAUGCCGCCCAACUCGGCGUACCAAAUGCCAGCCCUGGUCCACGCGAACCCCGCGCACCAGGAUCACAUGGUGGCCUGCGGUGACUACACGCACCUCCCUGCCUACGAUGGCCAGGUCGACUACAUGCCGCCGCUGAUGCAGAUGGUGUCAGACACGUCCAACCAGCAGUGGAGCGGCACGGUCAGCAGCAGCAACAACAACUGCAACGUCGGCUCCGGCGUGUCCACGCCGUCGUCGAGCCCCGCUGCGGGGCGCGUGAACUCGGCUUCGACGACGACAACGUUCUGCGCGAGCGCCAGCAGUUUUGACGCCAUCAGCGCCGCCGACACCGCCGGGCUGUUCGACAUGCACCUGUCCGAUCUCCUUGAUGUGAGCGACUACAUGUAGCUAGUGAAAAUUAUUCCAAGUACGGCUUUCCACACCUGCGUGGAAACUGGAAACCAUGCAAGUCGAUUGAACAGUUGGCCACGUACCGACCGAGAGGGAGCAAAACAUGCAUGAUGAUCGCACGGCCAUUUUUGUACAGAGUUAUUUGUACCAUUUUUAUCCAGUUCAUGAUAACUGGCUACUGUUAGAAUCUUCAAUUCGAAUUUCUGGUUUUUAUUA
Molecule: messenger RNA, 1590 nt
Organism: Lolium perenne
Lineage: Eukaryota; Viridiplantae; Streptophyta; Magnoliopsida; Poales; Poaceae
Product: transcription factor MYB41
Source: RefSeq, a predicted model, not a curated record